Molecule: messenger RNA, 3321 nt
Organism: Bolinopsis microptera
Lineage: Eukaryota; Metazoa; Ctenophora; Tentaculata; Lobata; Bolinopsidae
Exons: 13
Coding region: 1-2148 (715 amino acids)
Biological process (GO): protein desumoylation; proteolysis
Cellular component (GO): cytoplasm; nucleus
Molecular function (GO): SUMO-specific endopeptidase activity
Source: RefSeq, a predicted model, not a curated record
AUGGCAGAAUGGUAUCGCACAAGUAGCAGCAGUAACACUAACAGUGCUGCCUCCCGCAAGACGUAUCAGAUGAACGAUGGGGACCGCAUGCGCAAGAGAAAAAAGAUAGAUGGUUCAGGAAUAUCAGGCAUACUCUCCACUUUUACUGUUCCAAAGUUAAAGUCUAAUACAGAUGUGCUAGAAGCGGCAGCAUCCAGAACACCUCCUACUCUAACACAGCCCAGUGCCCUACAACUUAUCAGCAAGAAUUACAGCAGCAAUGAUGCUUCUAGCAAGAAAAAGUCGGAAUCUGAGGACUUAUUCCCUUUUUACAAUAAACCUGAAGAGAAGAAAGCGGAAGUGCGGUUGAUAACCCGAACGCAGGCCUCACCCCGGGAGCCCCUCCACAGCAACACCACCAAACAACAGACCACACCCAAACUAACUCCACCCGCUAAACCACACAUACCCUUUUUAAAGACACCUGAAGACGAGGAACCCAUGAUAGCUCACAGAUCUCGAUUUAAGGACGACCGGUUGGAGACAGCGAAGACAAUGGAGACACGGGAGACACCAACCACUGAGGCUAGGAGAACUUCAAAUCCUAUUAAUCGUCCUAUUGAUGGAGCCCCUACUAGGCGACCUAAGGUACCAAAGGAGGAGGCAGCAGCAAACAGGCCUCCUCAAAUAGGAAGUACUGCCGACAAUCCCAUGACGCUGGACAGCUCCGAGGACGAAGCUGAGAAUAGUAACGGAGACGUUCACCAGUGGUGCAUUUCUGCAGCACACAUAGGAUCGCUCACAAAAUUGGAUGUAUCCAUCCUGGAGAUAAACCAGGAACAUUUCGAGUUUAACGUGACGAGCGAAGUUUUAUUAGCUGAAGUCAAAGUUUGUGUGCCGUGGAAUGAGAUCAUUAAAAUGGAAUCUCAUUUUAGUAACGACCUUCACGCACUGGUUAUUCAUGUAGAGGAGCUGUGGGCUAAUGGUUUAAUAGCGCAACUAAAGAACGCUCUCUCCAGACAAAUACCCUUAGAACUUGAACCUAAAAGCACUGUUAGGUACAAAAGAGUUAUAAGUCUAGAGUUUGUGAAGGAGCCGCCAGCUCAACACAUUACCAUGAUGGGAUACUACCUUGAUAAGCAUCACAACGUUAAAAUGAACAGGAUCGAGUCCUGUACUGCUGCACAUAUUAAGGAACUUCUACCACCUGUUGAUCAUUUUGACUCACACAUGGACACUGAUGUAAUAGAACAGGAUACGAGGACACUAUUGGUGUACCCACCACCCCCAGCUCAAGCCAGCAUUACUUUAACUUAUGCAGAUCUGGAAUGUCUGAAACCUGAGGAGUUCCUCAAUGAUAGUAUACUCGACUUCUAUCUCAAGUACGUGCACCAUGAACUAAUGUCAGUUAGCUUACGAGACAAGACUCAUCUGUUCAACUCCUUCUUCUACAAAGCUCUGACUCAGCCGAUUAAGAAGGAGACUAAGAACGAUCCGGCCUCUAAGAGGAUGAGCAAUUCUGAGAGGAUGCACCAACAGGUGAAGAAGUGGAGUAAAACAAUAGAUCUGUUUUCUAAGGACUACAUAAUAGUGCCAAUCAACGAGCACCAGCACUGGUAUCUAGCCAUCAUAUGCUACCCCUGGUUAGAAUCACCUCAUUACGAGGAGGCUAAAUCUUGGAAACCUGCCAACAAACGUAGUGAGAGGUCGGAACAGGAUGAUACUGUGGACGAGAAGGAUAUUGAUGGUGUGCUCAGCAAGAACAAAGAACACAGCACAGUGCCCCCCAUCUCCUGUAGACCUUGUAUCCUUAUGUUUGACAGCCUGGUUGCGAAUGGCCGUAACAAGGUAGUCAACAACAUCAGGAACUACCUUGCAGCUGAGUGGAAGACGAAGAGUGAAAGAGGACCCCGGAGUUUCAACAAACAAAACUUUCCCGGUAUUUUCGUUGAGGGACCUCUCCAAGAGAACUUUUGUGAUUGCGGUGUCUUCUUGUUGCAGUUUGUCGAGAAGUUCUUCGAGAGCCCAAUAACAGACUACAGAUUCCCGGUUGAAAGGAAAGACUGGUUCUCCCAACAAGACAUUACGAAAAAAAGAGAGUCACUCAGAAAACUAAUAGUUAGACUCGGACCUAACAGACAGUUUACAGAAGCAACCAACAAGAAAUAGGACAUGUUAGCCGCCGGCAAAGCAGCUGUAGGAUUUGAAUUUUAAUGUUAUUCGGAAAAAUUAAUCGGGCGAAUUAUCAGCGCGGUGGUACGCGAGGCAUGAUGAGGCUCGAGUUGCCAGAUUUGCUGAGACAACUUCAAAUUGAAAAUCAAGAACGGAAAUGUGAUCAUCAAUUGGAUUGUUUGAAAUACUGAGGAUGACAGAGAUUUUGUGUUCGAGAGUAUGAGUUGAAAGGGUUAAGAGUUUGGGAAGGAAUGGCUAAAAUCUGAGAGGAAUUAUUUUUUUGAGGUGGUAGAUCCUGUAACUCAGUGUUUAUGAGCAGGCUCAUAGUUUAUUGAAUUCAGUAGGAUAAGUGACUUCUUAUCAGCAUCCUAGAAGUUUUCCUUACGUCGUGAACUUUUGACUGUAUUUUAUAUUUGCCUUCUUAAGUUAAAGGAAAAAUUCGUUGAAGCUUAUUUGUUUUGAGCGAGAACCGAAGAAGCCCCAUUAAAAUUGAUUAUAUUUAUACUAACCUAUUUAAGUCGCUUAUUUUCAAAAUGUUUCAGUAUUGUACCCGCUUAUGCUGAUCGCACUUUGAAAGGCUGAACUUGUUUUAUAUUUAAGCGUUGAAAAUUUUGAGCCCUUGUAUUUUGCUAAACGUAACAAUUUGUUGAAAUUUUUAAUUUGCGUGUGUUUUUUUCCGAGAUUUUAACCUAGCAUUUCCUCGCUAAUUAAUAAAUGCGUGCGAAAAUUUUCGCUCAUCAUUACCGUAAGCCAUUAAAUGAUAGCCAUGAGGGUCCUUGACCCUUUUCUUGUCACAGUGUGUACGCUGCGGAUUCUCCGACUGUUCUCCUCUUUCAAAUAAUUGAACUCAGAAAUUGAAUUAUUCCGCAAUAGAUAAAAUAUCAAUAGUUCAUUCGAUAUGCAUUGCAUUAACGCUAGAUCCUCCUAUUACAGUCCAAAUCUUGGCAUGUUUUUACACGGUUGAUCUACAAAUUUCGAUUACCGAUCCCGAAAAACACAUGCAAAGAAAUAUAUUUUUCUAAGUUAACUCUAACUGAAAUUACUAAUUUUUUCAGUUUAAUUUUUAAGCUACGCUGUUCUAUGGUACUGAAACUUCCCAGUUUGCGGCUAUUUUAUCCCAUUUGAAAUGUUAUAUAUAAAUUAUAUUUGUUUUGCCUUGAAUGGAUACCU